This is a messenger RNA of Racocetra fulgida, 570 nucleotides long. NCBI's taxonomy places the organism in Eukaryota, Fungi, Glomeromycota, Glomeromycetes, Diversisporales, Gigasporaceae. The record is from the annotation of a GenBank genome assembly.
AUGAGUAUUGCAUUUCCAUAUGGAUAUACUUAUUCAUCAAUUAACGUAAUUAAUGUUAACAAUGGUUGCUAUAUUGCGAAAUCCCUUUAUUCAUCAAAUAUUGAAUCGACCCUGGUUCGUCUAAACGAAUCAAGAUGGACACAACUAUUUAUGCUUAUUGCUAUCUUGCAAGUCAUUACAAUCAUUAUUCUGGAACUUAGAGUGUAUUCACGUAAUGUUGACAUUGAACGAAGCUUGAAUAGUGUGGGCAAUAUAACUGUCGAAUUGGAUUUAAACGCUACUUGUAUAUUUCAACCUUCAUAUAUUCAAUGGGUAGAAGUCAAGAAAUGGUAUCUUGACUUUGAAGAGGAUUGUCCGAAUAGAUUACCUUUGCAUACACAGUUUUUGAAAUACGAUGCACCUGUGAUAGUCGCAUUAUUAUUAUUUUCAAUUAUCGUGGGAUUUAUAUGCUUUAAAUUAUACCAGCAAUUUGGUUGGAAUAUUUACAAAAAAAUUGGUGCUGAUUUAUCCAUGCAAGACGAAAGUUUUUUAGAUGAAUCUCAACGCAAACGAAUUUCUAUUGAAGAUUGA